UUGUUUGAAUUUUGAGGGUGGUGAUUUUUGGAUUAUACCUAUUGUUGAAUUAUAACCUUAAAUUCUCCCAAUUUCGACCUUCCAUGAAUUGGUGGAGGCUGACUACAUAAUUAGGUAGAAGAUGUAUCUGGUCUUCUUCGGUCACACUAUCCUGUCGGAUCAAUCCAUUUAAGGGUCUUAAUCCAAAAUUGCUAUUAGUCUGUUCUGCGUCCAGUUAGCGGUUUAGGUCGAUUCCCAUCAUAAACUCAAUUGAAAGCCAAAGUUUUGGGCUUUCCCCCUUUGUUUGCUCCUCAAUAGAAAAAUCUAUCUCAGGGGCAAGAGAUUAGGACUAGGUUAAGGUUGGGUUUUAUCUUACUCUCUCAUAUUGUUUACUUUCUGUAUUUGUUUAUUCUGUGGUAAGUGAUUUCUUAGUAAUUUUGUAUUCAUAUUGGGUAUUUUUCAGAGAGAAGUCAUCUAUUUCUUUAAUGUCUGAAGAAGAGAAACCCAUGCCUCCUAUUCUGGGACAAGAAUCAACAAUGAACUACUCGCUUCGAGAUAUAAAGAAGCUGACUUCUAGAGUGUGGCAUCAAGAUGAGUUGCUCAAUAAGAAAAGGAGAUGGUUAGUGGGACUUCCUGCAGUAUCUAUGUUGGAUGGCAGCAAAAAGAAGUCUAAAAGGCCCAAGUUCCUGUCAGAUGAGUACGCGCCAGAAUCAUGCUUCAGAAGUAAUGAAGUUUCUUAUGAGAAAGUUAGAUCAAAUGUUGAGAAAAGCUUUGGCAGCUUUAACGCAUUUAGUGGUAGCCAAGGAAAACAUCAUGUUGUUGAGAACUAUCUGAAAUUCUUUGAGACAUUUAAUACGGAGAGCUACCACGACAACCCUUCUUAUUUCUUACAUAACUUGUAUUCCAUGAUGAAUGUCUUGAACAAUAACGCACUUUGCCUUAUAGCUACUCUGGUUACAGAUAAAAAGAUUAGAUUUGAGAAAACCCGUUCAAGAAUGAAAAAGGUCAUAAAAAACUAUCUUCCAAAGGUUCUUGAAGGAUCAAGUGACAAAGAUUGCUUGACACCAAUUAAGGAGCUAUUCGAGGUUUUCAAGGACCCCGGCAAUUUUCAGAAGAAACAGCUAAUGCUUCUUACUCCUGUUUCAGCUUCUCUUAUGUCAUCUAUUCUCAAAGCUUUGGAAGAAAUUGACCAAAUGCCCUUUGAGGAUCUAAAAGCAAUGAACAAGAAGCUAAGGGGAGUCACGUUUGUCCCUCAGUUUCCACCUCCACGGUCUGGAUAUAAAAGGGAUCUGCUACUUGAACGUGUGAAGAAGAGAUGCAAAAAAUUUAUGUUGAAUCUCAAGGAGGGGGAUGAACUUCCAGAAUUAUUUGCUAAAGCUUUAUCAGUUGUGCAAUUGUCUCUCAAACGGAGGACUAGAUGUCUUGAGAUAACUGAGUCUAAAUUCUAUCCUUUUUCACCAGAAACAGUAGGACUGCAGAAUGAUAUACUAGGAGCUAUUUGGUCACUCCCAAAAGUCGGGAUUUAUGAGCUCAUUGCCUUGCAACCACUAGUGGAUCCUAAAGCCAAAGUUGCUCAGAAGGUUUUUAGAAUUAAUCUCAGAAAAUAUUUAAUGGAAUAUCUUUUUUAUUGUGACGCAAUAGAUAUCCCAGAUGAAGUAUCGAGAAUUCUUGCUACUUUAAACAGGAAGUCUCGACGUAGGCUCCAAUUGUUUUCAACAGGGAUUGUGGAUGAAGAAGUAGAGGCUGUACUGAAUAUUAGCUGUCAUCUGAAAGCAACUGCAUCGCACCUACUUCCAGACAAGAGAAUCGAUGAAAACCCAGAAACUUUAGGAACUGAUGAUGACUGUGAAAGUAAUGAUUUUGAUUUGGCUGAUGAAUGCUAUUGUGCUAAUUCUAACAGAAAGGAUCAUGGAUCUUGCUUAAAUGACGAAGCGGAGGGUACAGUGGAUUCAAAUUUUAUCUCAUUGAAGUCUGAUAUGCAGUUUAUUAAGAAGUUACCUAUACUGAAUCAGGAUAAUCAUAUAAAUCCUCUCAAGCAUUGUUUUGAGCAGGCUUCCAUUGUUGGCGACUUCAUCAAGAAGUCUAAUUUGGAGAGUAAUAAUAGAAAUGAAGACUUAAUCAAGAGAUCUAAUCCAGAUCCAGGUAAUCAUAAAAAGACUUGUGAUCAUUGUCCUGAAGAGGAAUUGGGAGCUGCAAACAUGAGAGAAAUCUUGAUCCAGGACAUAUCUGAUGAGAUAAGUUUGGUUGCUUAUAGAUUGAUAGGCCAUGUGCUAGAUAAUUUUUUGCUUGCAGAAGGCGGAGACAGUAAUGAAAUUGCGAGAUGUUAUCUUAGAGGCGGAUCACCUCUGGAUUCUUCAGCAGGCAUUGAAGAUUCUUUAAAUGGUUCAAAAGAGGAAACAGGAACUGAGGUUCUUAUUCAGUCUGUGAAAGAGUUGCUACCUGAUAUGCCAAAGAGAAGUAUAGAAAGGGUAAAGAAGUUGAUGGAGUUGACGUAAUAUUGAGAGCAUCGUUCUACAAGAAUUGCCAUUUUACAUUGUCCUGUUGCACGAGGUUCAGGACCCUGCUGCAAUCAUGCAUCAAAAGAAAAGUAUUGAAUUUUUUCAGAUGAUUAACGGGAGGUAUGUAAUGAUUGAAUAUAAUCCAUAAAGUAUGUUGAGGGAUGUGGGUCAAGGUGUCUUUAUGGUUACGUUACAGGCAAACAUUAUUCAACUUAAUUGACAGUGAAUUGGAGAAGCAAAUUAAGAAGCUGCCCGUUGAGCAUCAUAUUCGCAAGAAAUAUUUUGUAGGGCAGCAUUGAAGUGAACCAGAAGUAAGCAUAUAGGGAUAGUGAUGACAGUGAACCAGAAGUAAGCAUAUAGAGAU
Molecule: messenger RNA, 2841 nt
Organism: Asparagus officinalis (garden asparagus)
Lineage: Eukaryota; Viridiplantae; Streptophyta; Magnoliopsida; Asparagales; Asparagaceae
Exons: 8
Coding region: 465-2474 (669 amino acids)
Source: RefSeq, a predicted model, not a curated record